This is a messenger RNA of Neoarthrinium moseri, 5667 nucleotides long. RefSeq lists its product as uncharacterized. The transcript has 4 exons. The record is from RefSeq and is a predicted model, not a curated record. Gene Ontology annotation, molecular function: TBP-class protein binding; ATP binding; DNA binding. Bases 1 to 5667 code for a protein of 1888 amino acids. Lineage: Eukaryota; Fungi; Ascomycota; Sordariomycetes; Amphisphaeriales; Apiosporaceae.
AUGGCGUCAAGAUUGGAUCGUCUCGUAACGAUCCUCGAGACGGGAAGCACAAAGCUGAUCAAAGAUACUGCCGUGAAUCAGCUAGCCGACUGGCAGAAACAGCAUCCGGAAGAGCUUUUCAACCUCCUCUCCAGGGUGGUACCGUAUCUGCGGCACAAAGACUGGGACACGAGGGCAACUUCUGCCAAGGCGAUAGGCAAGAUCAUCGAGAAUGCACCUCACUAUGAUCCCAAUGAGGAUGAAGACUCCUCCGUAGAAAAGAAGGAGGAGCCUGCAGGCGAAAAUGGCCACGUCAAAAAAGAGGAAGAAUUGGAGGUGUCACUCGAGGCUGAUGAGUCUUUCAGCCUAGACACCUUGGACAUGUCGAGGAUUCUGACUUAUGGACGAGACUUGCUCAGAACAGGCAAUGUGGACCUUGCCCUGGUGAGCCUGGAUCCCCAAGCGCGGCUCGCUCACCAAAAAAAGACACUCAUUGGGCGUCUCGGCCUGCUUGGCCGUAAUUUCGAAGAUGAUGAAAUACCCAUCUCCGUCGAGAAAUCCGCUAGCCCAAUGACCCCUGCAGAUGUGCCGGCCAGCAACGGUCUUGCGCGACAGGACAGUUUAGCGAGCUCGGGGCCAAGUCAGCCGGCAGAGGAAUCAGGACUGAGCGCCCGGCAGCUUAACGUUCUCAAGCGGAAACGGAAGCGAGACGCACAGAAAGCGGCCCAAGGCAAAGGCGGUUUCGGCGAUCUUUCAAUACGCCGCUCGUUUACUGACAAGUCCGACUUCGAUGAUACGCCGAUGCCGGAUGCAGAAACCAAGAAGAACGGCAAAACAGACUACUUCUCACUCGACCGACCCGAGAACAUUGAUGAGGACUCCAAGGUCGUUUCCGAGUUCAAGGGUCCUGUCAUCCCCAUCAAGUCCGAAAUAGAGACUGAGGAUGAGCUUCAAGGAGCUGAGUGGCCAUAUGAGCGAUUAUGUGAGUUCCUCAAGAUCGACAUUUUUGAUCCACAAUGGGAAACACGGCACGGUGCUGCGCUUGGACUGCGCGAGAUCUUGAGAGUCCACGGUGCUGGUGCUGGCCGAUUAAGGGGGAAAUCAAGGGCCGAGAACAACAAGCUCAAUAAGAAAUGGCUUGACGACAUGGCUUGUCGCCUCUGCUGUGUUCUCAUGCUUGACAGAUUUACGGACUAUGCCUCGGAUACAUCUGUUGCGCCAAUCCGAGAGACCGUCGGCCAAACCUUGGGCUCGUUCUUGAAGCACGUCCCGCCCGAGUCUGUUUACAGUGUCUAUCGACUGCUCUACAGAAUGGUCAUGCAAGAGGAUCUCGGUUUGGAGAGGCAGGUAUGGUCUGUCUGUCACGGAGGAAUGGUGGGCCUGCGUUAUGUUGUUGCUGUGCGGAAAGACCUUCUGCUGCAGCAUAACGACAUGAUUGACGGCAUCGUACGCGCUGUUAUGAAAGGCUUGGGCGAUCUCGACGACGAUGUACGGUCGGUCAGUGCAGCUACAAUCAUCCCCAUGGCAGAGGAAUUUGUCACUCUGCGCCCUGCUGCGUUAGACGAGCUCAUCAACAUAGUAUGGGAGAGCUUGUCCAGCCUUGGCGAUGACCUUAGCGCCAGCACGGGUAAGAUCAUGGAUCUCCUGGCUACUCUAUGUGGCUUCCCUCAAGUCCUCGAAGCCAUGAAAGCCUCGGCCGAACAAGACGAGGAACGAUCCUUCAAGCUCCUGGUGCCCCGCCUAUAUCCAUUCUUGCGCCACACCAUUACAUCUGUUCGCCUGGCAGUUCUGAAAGCUCUUACCACAUUUGUUAACCUAGGCGAGGAAUCCCUUGGCUGGUUAGAUGGCAGAACUUUACGUCUCAUCUUCCAGAACCUGCUUGUUGAGCGGGAUAGCACCACCUUGAACACAUCUAUGGAACUUUGGACGGCUCUGGUCAAAUGCUUGGCGAAGAAACCGGAUCACCUCGCGCAAGAGUUCCUGCCCCACGUUGAUGCUCUGAUGCAACUGACACUGCAUCCUGUCGGCGUGUCGCGCAACCCAAUUCCAAUGAACGCGUCUUUAUUCCAGAAGCCAUCUGGUGGCACCUAUACCAUUCCAGGCUUCAUGUCCCAGGCUACGCGGAAGGGAUCCGAACCGGAAGGCGAGCGGUCAGCAAAGAGAAGACGCAAGUCGGGCAAGGCUGAUGACGUUCCGACAACGACGCACUCCCACGACCUCGAUGGACAUAUGAUGCAAGGAGACGUAGACCUCGUUGGCAUGGAAACACUCGUCCGGUCCCGUGCCUAUGCUUCUAGAGCAAUGGGUUUAAUCAUGUCUCGAAUUCCGGCGUCUGGGUUAGAAGCAUACGAUGCGACAUUGCUACCCGGUUUUACCUCAUCAUACUCGUCAACUCAACUGACGUCUUGCAUUAUCAUUGAUGAGUUCGCAAAGAACAGCCCCAACGGCAGCGCCGAGACGAGAUAUGUCGACGAACUACAGAAGAUCAUCGAGUCCGGAAGACCUUCCCAUUACCGCGACCUGGUUAGUUACGUGCAGCGGGUGCGUUCGCAGUGUUCGCAACUCAUGAACUUGUUCCGAGAUCAUGGCAAAGUCUCUCAGAGCAAGUUGCCAACUCUGCCCGUGGUUGUCCAAGGUGAGGCAGAGGCUGGGCCCAAUGCUUUCUCUGUUUCAUUAGCCGAGAAAUAUGUUGGUGACGACUACGAGCGCCUUCGGAAAGCCAUGGCACCCGCCCAACGUUUGAUAGUUACCAAUGAUCUGGCCGAGGCCAGGAAAUCAACGGUCACAGCAAUCGACGAGGCCAAAGCCGUCAAGGAAAGCCGUGAUGUGCGCAUCAAGGCCGCCGCAGCUUGUGCGCUGAUUGCCAUGAAGGUCUUGCCAAAGAAACCGAGUCCUCUCAUUAAAGGCAUCAUGGACAGCAUUAAGCUGGAGGAGAGCCACCUACUGCAGUGUCGUUCCUCGGAAACUAUCUCACGCCUUGUGCAACUCUUUACUGAGAAAGGUCGCCGUGGACCAGCAGACAAAGUUGUUGCUAACCUCGUCAAGUUUUCUUGUGUGGAGGUUGCCGAAACGCCUGAGUUCCCUGUACACGCCGCAAAGACAGACUGCAUCUUGUCAAUGCAGAAGGAAGAGGAUCGCGUGGAUCAUGAAGAUCCUGAGAAGUUCGCACGCGAAGCCAAGGCAGCUCGUAUCACGCGACGCGGAGCCAAGGAGGCCUUGGAGAUCCUGGCGAAGACGUUUGGCGCCGAAAUCUUCAACGCGGUCCCAAGUCUGAAGAAGUACAUGGAGGAGCCCUUGAUAACAGCCUUCUCAGGCGAUCUGCCCGCCGAGGCGCGAAACCCAGAGCUCACACUAGGCCAAGAAAUCGUUGACGCCAUGUCAGUGAUUAGAACCAUGGCGCCUACCCUCAAUCCGGCUCUGCACCCCUUUAUCAUCGAGCAACUACCGCUUAUCAUCAAGGCUCUGCAUUCCGAACUUUCUGUCUACCGUUAUAUGGCUGCUAAGUGCAUGGCAACGAUUUGCAGCGUCUUACCAGUCCAGGGUAUGACGUCGCUCGUCGAGAAAGUGUUGCCAUCUAUCAGCAACCCGUUAGAUCUCCAGUUCCGUCAAGGUGCUACCGAGGCAAUAUAUCACCUGAUUGCCGUGAUGGGAGAUGGCAUUCUGCCAUAUGUGAUCUUCCUGAUUGUCCCAGUUUUGGGACGCAUGAGCGACUCCGACAACGAUAUUCGUCUCAUCGCAACGACCUCGUUCGCAACCCUGGUCAAACUUGUGCCACUUGAGGCCGGUAUACCGGAUCCACCUGGUCUGUCUGAGGAACUGCUCCGCGGCAGAGACCGUGAGCGGACAUUCAUGGGUCAGCUUCUCGACCCGAAGAAGGUUGAAAACUUCACCAUUCCAGUGGCGAUCAAUGCUGAACUCCGUUCCUACCAACAAGAUGGCGUGAACUGGCUCAACUUCCUCAACAAGUAUCACUUGCACGGCAUCUUGUGUGAUGAUAUGGGUCUUGGCAAGACGCUCCAGACAAUUUGCAUGGUUGCUAGCGAUCACUACAACAGAGCCGAAGAGUUCAAGAAGACAGGGGCAUCGGAUGUCCGCAGACUUCCCACACUUAUUGUUUGCCCUCCCACACUCUCUGGCCACUGGCAGCAGGAAUUGAAGACCUACGCCCCCUUCCUAAGUGUCACUGCUUUCGUUGGCCCACCCGCAGAGAGGCGAUCUAAAGCAUCCCAAUUCUCCACCUCGGAUGUAGUCAUCACUUCAUACGAAGUCUGUCGCAACGAUACUGAAUACCUUGAGAAACAGAGCUGGAACUACAUUGUGCUCGACGAGGGCCACUUAAUCAAGAACCCGAAGGCCAAGAUCAGUGUUGCAGUCAAGAAGCUCCCAAGCAACCACCGAUUGAUCCUUACCGGUACGCCAAUCCAGAACAACGUGCUUGAGCUAUGGUCGCUGUUCGAUUUCCUUAUGCCCGGAUUCCUUGGAACCGAAAAAGUCUUCCUUGAUCGGUUCGCAAAGCCAAUUGCGGCCAGUCGUUUCAGCAAGGCAUCAUCCAAGGAGCAAGAAGCUGGCGCCCUGGCCAUUGAGGCCCUGCACAAGCAGGUGCUCCCAUUCUUGUUGCGUCGUCUGAAAGAGGAAGUGCUUGACGAUCUUCCUCCAAAGAUUCUGCAGAACUACUACUGCGAUUUGAGUGACUUGCAACGCAAGCUCUUUGAUGAUUUCAACAAGAGACAGGGGAAGAAGAUCAGCGAGACAGCAGGCAGGGAAGACAAGGAGGCCAAACAACAUAUUUUCCAGGCGUUGCAGUACAUGCGUAAGCUCUGCAAUUCUCCCGCUCUUGUCAUGACGCCAGCGAACAAGAUGUACGACGACACCCAGCGAUUGCUUGCCAAGCAGGGGACCAGUAUCGAUGAUCCCGUGCAUGCCCCUAAGCUCAGCGCACUCAAGGACCUCCUGGUUGAUUGCGGCAUUGGCGUUGAGGGCACUGACUCCAACGACCCGCUCUACCAACCCAUCAAGCCACACCGUGCCCUUGUCUUCUGUCAGAUGAAGGAGAUGCUUGACAUGGUCCAGAACACGGUCUUGAAGCGCAUGCUUCCAUCAGUAUCGUAUUUGCGACUCGACGGAUCCGUCGAGGCCAACAAACGCCAGGAUAUUGUCAAUAAGUUCAACAGCGACCCAUCUUAUGAUGUUCUCCUCCUGACCACAAGUGUUGGUGGUUUGGGUCUGAACUUGACAGGCGCUGACACCGUCAUCUUUGUCGAGCACGACUGGAAUCCCCAGCGUGAUCUACAGGCCAUGGAUCGUGCACAUCGUAUCGGUCAGAAGAAGGUCGUCAACGUCUACCGGCUUAUCACGAGGGGUACCUUGGAGGAGAAGAUCUUGAGUCUCCAAGCAUUCAAGAUUGAUGUCGCCUCCACCGUCGUGAAUCAACAGAACGCCGGGCUUGGCACCAUGGACACGGACCAAAUAUUAGACCUCUUCAGUCUGGGUGAUACGGGACCCAACCUCAUAACUGAUAAACCCAAGGACGGGAUCGAAGGGCGCGAAGAGGAUAUGGUGGACGUUGAGACCGGUGAUGUACGGGCUCCUGGCAAAAAGGCCUGGAUUGACGACCUCGGCGAGCUAUGGGACAACCGCCAGUACGAAGAGAGCUUUGAUCUCGAUGGCUUUAUGAAGACGAUGCAGUAA